UAAGGAGGAGAAAUGGUCCAGCCAGAUGGAUAUUCACAAAACUCCUCAAUUGACAUUGUUUCGGUCAUUCUUCGACCUCCAAGUUCACUGAACAUCCUGAUCUCCUCAAACACCCCUCUUCUCUCGAGAUAUUCACGCCGCAAGCGACCGCCCCCACCAUGUUCAACGACCACUCCAAAGCCAGCAUCGCACAGAUCAUCUUCUAUAUCCCUGUUAUCUUCGUAUCAGCAUACCACGCAUACUACCGUCACAAGCGACCGCGUAUGUCAUGGCUCAUUAUACUCUUUUUCUCCCUCAUUCGAGUUGCCGCGGGCAUUCUGGUGAUUCUGUUUGAGCACAAGCCCCGAACUGGCAUCAUGGUGGCCUCGAUUAUCCUGCUCAAUACGGGCGUGUUCCCCCUGAUCGCUGCGACCCUGGGAUUCAUCCGCAUCAUCCUGGCACAUGAGAAGGAGGUAGUCACCCCACGAAUCAACCGCUGUCUGAUGUUCUCGCGCAUGCUGUUCUUCGUGGGACUGGGCCUGCAGAUUGCCGGUGGGUGCCUCGAGGGCAGUGAUAGCGCCAGCGACGUCGCGACGGGGGUGAAACUCGUCAAAGCCGGAUACAGCAUUGUCGUGGUUUUCGAAGCCUGUCUGCUCCUCGUGCAGGCGUAUCUCUGGAUGCACCUUCCGGACCUCUCGCACAUGAGCUACAUUGUUCUCAGGGCAAUGGCUCUGGCCCUACCCUUCCUCGUCGUGCGCAUCACCUAUUUGUUUCUCUCGGUUUUCCAUGCGACCGAUCUCCGAUGGAAUGAUCUCGCCGGUCCGAUCGCUCCGUUUGUUCUCAUGGGGCUGCUGAUGGAGUAUGCCGUGGUUUGGAUCUACCUUGGCACGGGAUUCCUGAUCCCCAGCUGGCGAGAAAUGAAGGGGGAUCGGGUCGUUUCCAUGACGAGAUAUCCUUUAGUGGAGCAGGUCUGAGGUGAAAGCUGGUUUGGCGAGUAAGUUGCACGGUGAUAAUGAUGGCCCCGGCCUCAUGUGGCGUGGAUGAAGUGGCCCGCUA
Messenger RNA from Aspergillus japonicus CBS 114.51, 1035 nucleotides. RefSeq lists its product as uncharacterized. Lineage: Eukaryota; Fungi; Ascomycota; Eurotiomycetes; Eurotiales; Aspergillaceae. The record is from RefSeq and is a predicted model, not a curated record. Bases 159 to 953 code for a protein of 264 amino acids. The transcript is spliced from 3 exons.